This is a messenger RNA of Theobroma umbraticum, 575 nucleotides long. RefSeq lists its product as uncharacterized. The record is from RefSeq and is a predicted model, not a curated record. Gene Ontology annotation, cellular component: endoplasmic reticulum. Lineage: Eukaryota; Viridiplantae; Streptophyta; Magnoliopsida; Malvales; Malvaceae. Gene Ontology annotation, biological process: endoplasmic reticulum unfolded protein response.
UGACAUUGUCAAUCAGAGACCCGGAGAUUUUUACAAUAAAGGGGGAGAGAGAGAGAGCGCGCAUAGACCUAGCCGGAAAGGGGAAGAGAAGAAUUUGCCUGAAAUUUUCGUACGCUUUCUUCCGGCAACCGUCUCCGGCUACCUGAUCCCUCGGUCGUCACUCAUCAUGACAACAUCAAGGCGCCUUGCAGACAGGAAGGUGGAGAGGUUCGAGAAGAACAUUACAAAGAGAGGAGCUGUGCCUGAAACAACCACCAAGAAGGGGAAGGAUUAUCCUGUUGGCCCUUUGCUGCUUGGGUUCUUCAUAUUCGUUGUUAUUGGGUCAUCUCUCUUCCAGAUCAUUAGGACUGCAACUAGCGGAGGCAUGGCUUAAGUCUGCAUCAUCCAUGUCAAGAAAUGGCAGAGGAGACUUGUCAUAUCGUGUCCAUUUUUUCUGCUAAUUUGUAGGGAACUGAUGAUACAUUUACUAGAUAUGCUUACUCAUAUUGUGAAGUGUUAAGAUUUUGAAUAAGACCUCCCCUUCUCGUCUCUUUUGUUCUAUUUUAUAAGUACUCGUUGUUACCUUUUUCAUUUCA